CUGAAAUAGCAAUCAUGCAAGAAAUGUUUUUGAUACUAGAAUGAAAUUUAGUUGUUUUAUGAACAACUGGAAUGCAUUUUAGAGUUGCUAUUGGCGAGUGGACACCAUUUUUAAAAAUAAAAACUGAACAUGGAAGAGUGAUUAUGUCAGGCUCUCUGGCUGAGGCAUUCGAUACCUUAGCAAGGCGAGUGAAUUUCACAUACACAUUAUAUAGAUCCGAAGGAGACAUUUGGGGAACUCAUAGUCCAGAUGGAUCAUGGACAGGAAUGCUGGGAAUGCUUUCUAGAAAUGAAGUUGAUAUAGCAUUAGGACCAUUCACUCUGACAUAUGGUCGAUGGACGUCUUUUAGAAUGUCUGAACCUCUGUAUGCAGACGAUAUCGAAAUCCUGGUGCCAGUAUUUGAAUGGAAAAUGUCAUUAUUUAACAUUUUAACUGUUUUUAAUUAUGAAGUUUGGAUGUUUAUUUUUCUAUCAAUAAUUUUGCUGUUGAUUGUGAUGUGUCUCAGUGACAAGUGCAUGCAUCCCGAAUCAAAGAUUAUAGACAGAUUUUUCAAGAAUCUGUGGAGUCUGAUAAGAACCAUUUUACUGAAAGGUUGCGUACAACGUCCUGACAGCUACACACGUGCUCUUCUGGAUACUUUAUGGAUGUUGUCAACUCUGGUGAUGUCUUUCUAUUUCAGUGGGAUGGUUCUAACUUACCUCUUUUUGAGAAAAACGCGCCAAAUCGACUCUCUUGGAGAUUUAGCUGCUUCUAAAGAUAUACAGCCCAUUUUGGAAUAUCAGUCGUCCGUCUACAGUACUUUCAGAGACAGCGACUCGCCUGUGUUUAGUACAUUGUUCAAGAGAGUUCAACAAAAUCCAACUCAAUGCAUUCUGUCGUUCAAAAAUAUCAGUCGCUUCGGAAUGGACUUGGUAUAUUCAAGGUCUUUCGCUAUAAUCACUGAAGGAAUAGCAUUGCGAAAUUUUUUAUAUGAACGUCAUAAGAGAGGUUUGCCUUGUAAUUUUCGAAUGGCCAAGACACCUGUAUGGGGCAUAAGGAAAGUGAUAGCCUUUAAUGAAAAUUUACCUCAAGAGUGGAUCAAUCGCAUGGAUGACGUCCUUCGGCACAAUUCUGAAUCUGGUUGGCUUCAGCAACGAAUGAUCGAUGAAUUCUCUGGCUACACGGAAUGUAUAUCCGAAGGAAAUGUUGGAGUUCAAAGCCUGCAGUUUGAGAAUACUUUGGGAACAUUUGUUAUUUUGGCAAUGGGAUGCUCUGUUUCCAUUGUUGCGCUUUUCGCAGAAAGAUUGUACAGUUAUUCGAAAAAACAAACUCAUUCUUUGAAAGAAGAGAAAAACAUUCAACCAGGAAUACAAGUAUUGAAGAUAGAAUGCAUCAAAGAAUUUAAGUGA
Argiope bruennichi is the source of this 1388-nucleotide messenger RNA. RefSeq names its product glutamate receptor U1-like. Gene Ontology annotation, cellular component: membrane. Bases 72 to 1388 code for a protein of 438 amino acids. The transcript has 8 exons. NCBI's taxonomy places the organism in Eukaryota, Metazoa, Arthropoda, Arachnida, Araneae, Araneidae. The record is from RefSeq and is a predicted model, not a curated record. Gene Ontology annotation, molecular function: glutamate-gated receptor activity.